AAUUCGUAGUAAGUUUAAUUCUAAUACGAUAAACUUUACAAGAUCUUCCUAGGAAUUGAAUGGUUAAGACUAAUUUAUUAGAGGUUGCAAUAUUAUUACACAAAGAGCACAAUGAUGCAAAUUCAUGUAUCACCAAAUUCAACCAAAUUCAAAUUCAAAUUCAAAUUCAAAUUCAAAUUAAGCUAAUGAUCCAGGUCAAAUAGAUCCAGAUACAGACUCAAUGCGAAAAGCACAUAAGCAACACCGAGUUCAAGGUCACUAUUACAUGGGUCAAAGUGUACAUCUAAUUCAAGCAUCAGCUAAUAAAAAUCAAAUUGUAAGAGGGUAUGACGGAAUUACAAUACUUCUAAAUCCUCCACUACUUGGACCUAGAAGAAGAAGAAGAAGCCCUUCACCAUUUCCUAACUAUGGUGGCGAUGCUGAAUCUGAUGUAUGCGAAGAUCGAUUAGAUGCUUUUGAAACUCGAUUAGAUGCGGCUGAAGCUGAAUUAGAUGAGGUUAAGAAAGAUUUAAGUGAGGUUAAGAAGGAUUUAAGUGAGGUUAAGAAGGACUUAAGUGAGGUUAAGAAAGAUUUAAGUGAGUUGCGAGAGAUAAUUGCUGGGUUUCACAAUGAUUUGGAUGUAAUUAAAAGCCAAAUAGCCGUAUUGAUUGCGAGAGGGAAUUAGUUCAUCAAUAGUAGGUAGAUAGGUAAUGAAUUUGAUUACGUUGAUUAGCUAAUUAAGUUUAGAUCAGAGAACAUGAAAAAUAUAAUUAUUAUGUAUUUUUCUUCAACCAUCGUACAUAUUUUGUUAAGUAGUAAAAAUUCAUAUAUUUUGAGUAUUUGUAUUGUACGUUAAUGUGCUACUAAAUCUAGAUCUAAAUAUAAUGAUAUCACUAUUCAUAUAUCAAGUAAUAUAGAUUGAUGUAUACAUUAAAACUUAAACAUUUGAGCCGCACCACACCCUUCGGAGAUUCUUCAUCCUAAAAACAGUAAACCCCGUAAAAUAAAAUCUGUGAGGGCGCAGACAAAACAAAAAAAGAUUCUUUAC
This is a messenger RNA of Scheffersomyces coipomensis, 1027 nucleotides long. RefSeq lists its product as uncharacterized. The coding region runs from base 221 to 664 and encodes 147 amino acids. NCBI's taxonomy places the organism in Eukaryota, Fungi, Ascomycota, Pichiomycetes, Serinales, Debaryomycetaceae. The record is from RefSeq and is a predicted model, not a curated record. The transcript has a single exon.